Molecule: messenger RNA, 2699 nt
Organism: Etheostoma spectabile (orangethroat darter)
Lineage: Eukaryota; Metazoa; Chordata; Actinopteri; Perciformes; Percidae
Gene: prickle3
Product: prickle homolog 3
Exons: 11
Coding region: 275-2446 (723 amino acids)
Molecular function (GO): zinc ion binding
Source: RefSeq, a predicted model, not a curated record
GUCUCUGCUUACGAAAUGUCAAAUAUAUAGUUAAUAAGUGUAUUACUUUGAAAGGUCAGCCCGAAGUCACGUUUUUCAGUGAGGCUAGCUUGUCAGUUGCCAAAGUAGCUAGCUAAGGGUUAGGGCGGAAGGAGGAGUCCGGGGCAAGCUGGAGGGGGACAUGAUGUAGUUUGUCCAGCACAGGCUGCGUGACUUAAAAUACCUCGGUGUGUCUUCCCCCCGUUUGUUCAUUUGAAAACGCAUUUUUUGUGUUUUUUAACAUCUAACCGACACCAUGUUUCUGCGCGGAUCUAAAAAGCGACGGUCGAACCGCUCGCAGGAGGAAGAGGACCCGGACAGAGGGCAGCCCUGUCUGCACUGUGGAGACCAGUGCCCCGGCUUCCGUGUCCAUGGCUGGAGGAAGAUCUGUGUACACUGCAAGUGUGUGCGAGAAGAGCAUGCUGUGCGCUCGGUGCCAGGCCAGCUGGAAAAGAUGAUGACGAAGCUGGUGUCCGACUUCCAGAGACACUCCAUCUCCGAUGACGACUCGGGCUGUGCCUCCGAGGAGUACGCAUGGGUCCCACCUGGUCUCAAGCCCGAACAGGUAUACCAGUAUUUUAGCUGCUUGCCAGAGGACAGGGUGCCCUAUGUGAACAGUCCAGGGGAAAGAUACCGAAUCAAACAACUGCUGCACCAGCUUCCAACCCACGACAGUGAGUCCCAGUACUGUAACUCUCUGAACGAGGAGGAGAAGAAGGAGCUGCGGUUGUUCAGUCAGCAGAGGAAAAGAGAGAGCCUCGGCAGGGGCGUCGUCCGGCUCUUCCCACUAACUAUGACGGGAGCCAUCUGCCAACAGUGUGGCAGGCAGAUCUGCGGUGGGGACAUAGCGGUGUUUGCCAGUCGGGCAGGACACAGCAGCUGUUGGCACCCCCAGUGUUUCCAGUGUUCCACCUGCAGUGAGCUGCUGGUCGAUCUGAUCUACUUCUUCCAGGAGGGACAGAUCUACUGCGGCCGGCACCACGCUGAGAGGCUCAAGCCCCGCUGCCAGGCCUGCGAUGAGAUCAUUCUAGCAGAUGAAUGUACGGAGGCAGAAGGAAGAUACUGGCACAUGAAGCACUUCUGUUGUUUUGAGUGCGAGGCUGCGCUUGGCGGUCAGCGUUACAUCAUGAGAGAGAGUCGACCAUACUGCUGCUCCUGCUAUGAGUCCAUGUACGCAGAGUACUGCGAUACCUGUGGAGAAAACAUAGGUAUCGAUCAGGGCCAGAUGACAUACGAGGGUCAGCACUGGCACGCCGUGGAGUCGUGUUUCCGCUGCGCCCGCUGUCACCUGCCUCUGCUGGGGCGGCCCUUUCUCCCUCGAGGGGGGCUCAUCUUCUGCUCCAGGGCCUGUUCGCUGGGCGAGGACCCCAAUAACUCCGACUCGUGCGACUCGGCGCUGCAGAGCAAACCUCAGCACAGAAGCUGUGACCCAGCAGAGAAACACCAGCAGCCACAGUGCGGUUCCCCGCUGCAGCCACAAGAGGGCACCAACCCUCCUAUAACUCUUGGAAAAGACUGCAUUCACACUGCAGUGGAAAACAGAGGUGUCCACUGCACCGCUCCAGUUCAAAACGGACUUCCUGUAACCAGUGGUCAUCCUCAUCCAAGAGGCUCCUACUCACCUCUUCCCCACAUCCAUCUAGGAAAUGGCUUAGGUCCAUCUUGGCCCAGCGACCUUCCACAUUACAGUUUACUGCCAGGGGACUCUGGUAUUAAAGCACCCGUCGGGGGUCUCCAGUUCCAGCGAGAGCGGAACGGAAAUACUGGACUGACUGGUCUUAAUUCAAGAGGAACCUCUACUGCUAAAGACUGUAGGAACUGGGUGGAAAGGACGAAUCAAGUAAUGCAAGUGUUUCCUCCUCAGAAAAACUUGCACAUCAUUUCACCUGAGUCGCCCCCCCUCCUGCCCAACAACCCAUCCGUCCUCCCACCUCCUCUGCCCGUUAAGAAUCGUGACUUAAUGCCCCGAGACUUGCCUCCGCCAAACCUCCCCCAGCCAGUGACGGACCCUCUGAUUCCCCGCCCCCGCUGUCUCGCAGUGGCACAGCUCGGGUCAGCUUCAGAGAACCGAUCAGCAGCAGCUACUCUGUUGAUGAGGACGAGGAUGAAGACGGGAACGAGGAGGAGCUGCGAGAGGGCGUGGAGAACCAGCAGGAGGAAGACGAUGUGGAGGGAGGUUUUGGAAGCAGGUUGCAUCUACAGAAAGGCAUCCCACCGCAAAUGGAUCUGCUGGAUGGAUCUUCCUAUCACCAGCGGAGUCUGCGGCGAGGGUGGAGCCGUUGCCGGAUCCCCUCCGACCCUGCUCUCCACCCGGGACCAGAGAGGCGCUCCCGACGCUCGCAGCCCGACCGGCCUCGGCUGGACACCCUGGACUGGAGAGGCGAGAAAGAGAGGGACAGCCAGGGCUCCGCCAACGGCUCCCCGCUGACCCUCAAGCCGAGCCAGUACAAGCACGAAGACUGCUCUACGUGCUCUUCAUCCUCAGACUCGGAGGAAGAGGGCUUCUUCCUGGGACAGCCCAUACCUCUCCCCCCGCAGCUCCGAAAGCAGCAACCUGAGGAGGGCAAAGACAGAGAGGGAGAAGAGGAGAGGGAGAUGCAGAGAGACUGGGGACUGAGAGGCAGCAUAAGGCGGAGAAGAGCUCACAGCCUUGGUGCAAAGGACAAAGAUAAAAACUGUGC